This is a messenger RNA of Staurois parvus, 341 nucleotides long. The record is from the annotation of a GenBank genome assembly. Lineage: Eukaryota; Metazoa; Chordata; Amphibia; Anura; Ranidae.
CAGAUAUAGUGAAUGCAGGGUCCGGGGAGACCAGAUAUAGUGAAUGCAGGGUCCGGGGAGACCAGAUAUAGUGAAUGCAGGGUCCUGGGAGACCAGAUAUAGUGAAUGCAGGGCCCGGGGAGACCAGAUAUAGUGAAUGCAGGGUCCUGGGAGACCAGAUAUAGUGAAUGUAGGGUCCGGGGAGACCAGAUAUAGUGAAUGCAGGGGUCCGGGGAGACCAGAUAUAGUGAAUGCAGGGUCCGGGGAGACCAGAUAUAGUGAAUGCAGGGUCCUGGGAGACCAGAUAUAGUGAAUGCAGGGUCCUGGGAGACCAGAUAUAGUGAAUGCAGGGCCCGGGGAGA